GAUUCAAAGGCUUCCCCCUGUUUUUUACCGUCUUUAAACCAACACCUCUACGUGUUAGCCGCACCAGCUAAGUUAGCCGCUGUCAAACUAAAAUCACUUCCUGCCGAUGAGACGUGUCGCGUGUGAACUGAAGUAAACAGGAGCAGUUAGUAAACACAGAGAUUGAAUCCAGCAGUCACAAUGGCAGACAGUGGGAAGACUAAUGAGAGUGGAGCUGCAGCAGCAGAGGCAGCUAAUGGAGACCAGCAGAAUGUUGUUUCCAGAGUGAGCAACUUGACACUGGUCAGUUCAGCUUACGAGGUGGUUUCCAGCGCCUACACAAGCACCAAAGACAGCUCGCCCAUGCUGAAGGGGGUGAUGGAUGCAGCAGAGAGUGGGGCCCGAACCCUGGGUGCAGCUGCCACCACCGGGUCCAAGCCUCUCCGGGACAUUAUAGAACCACAACUUGCCACAGUAAACGAGUAUGCCUUGAAAGGUCUGGAUAAGAUGGAGGAGAAGCUGCCUAUUCUUCACCAACCAGCAGACAAGGUGGUGUCGGACACAGUAGGUAUGGUGUACCAGUCGGUGGCAGGUGCCAAAGACACUGUGAUGGGGGCUAUGAUGGGUGGUUACGAGCUGACCUGGGCGGCAGUCAGCGGAGGUAUCACCAGCGUCAUGGGCACCAGGAUGGGCCAGAUGGUUAGCAGUGGGAUGGGCCUGGCACUCAGCCGAUCCGAAGACUGGGUCGACCACCACCUGCCAGUCACCGAGAAGGAGCUGGCUGCUAUCGCUGAACCUGCCACCAGUGAGGUAGAGGUGACGACCCCGUCCGACAAACCCGGCUACUUUGUCCGCUUGGGGAAACUUUCUGCCAUGGUCCAGGAGCGAGCCCUGCAGCAUUCCCUGGUCCGUGCACGGCAUGCCAGGGAUGCCACCUACGCCGCGGUGGCUCAGAUGACCAGUACUAUGGACCUGCUCGAGAGUGCCCGGACCAGCCUGGGUACGGCCAGUCACCAGAUAGGAGGAGCCUCCGAGCAGCUGCUGCAGCGCUGGACAGAGUGGAAGGAGAAGCAGGCUGGAGCUGGACAGACCGACUCCGAGAAGGAUGGGACCAAAGAUGAGUCUGAGCAGCUGGAAUGGCGGGCCCUCUCCAUGGUGCGUGGUCUAAGUGAGCAGCUGCGAUCAGCAUGCUCCAGUGUGGUUUCAAGUGCUCAGGGUUUGCCAGGUGCCGUCCAGGACCAGUUGACCAGCGCCCGACGAUCAGCUGAAGAACUGCACUCCUCCCUGGGGAGCGCCAGCACUCUCACACCUGUCCUCCUGGAGCAGAGCCGUCACCGCCUGACCCAAGUUCAACAUUCUCUGGAUGGCGUCAUGGAGUAUCUGCUGAACAACACACCACUCAACUGGCUGGUGGGGCCCUUUAACCCACUGAUCACUGAGAGGCCAGAGGAAAAGGUGGCGGUGGAGCCUGCUGGCCCAAACAACUAGAUUUCAAGACCUGGUCGUGUUUCUCCUUCACCUUAUAAUCAGUGUGGCGACAGAGGGCCGAGGUUUACUGUGGAUGGACCAUUUAAAGAAACAUUUCAUAUAUUUACUUUAACGAAAGAUGGCUUCUAUUUGUAUAAUAUUGUAGUCAUGAUUCAUUUAUUUUGAACUCGUACGUUUGUGAUUUAGAUGUUAGUUGAAUGACAACUAAAAGCACAGGCACGAGGCCUUAUUGUACGACGGUCUAUGAGGGCUCCUUUGAAGGAAAGAGAUUCUUGAGAUUACAUAAUAAUGUUGUUAGACAGUGAUGAUAUUAUUGGAAUAAAGUACUAAUUCAAUGAUUUAAAAAAGUGUUAAUACUAUGUGAAUAAAGUUGUAGAAAAACUAAUUUUUGCAAAAAUAAUGAAAAAGAAAAAUUAAUACAAAAUAAUCUAGGAGAAUCUGUGCUCAUUAAAGUCCUGAGGCAUAAGAUAAUGUGGCACUGAUGAGCAAAAUGAUGAAACAUAUAAUUAUUUGUGAAAUUUACACAAAAGUAUAAAAACAAGAUGCUCGACAUUUCUCAUUGUAACGCAGGCGACAAGCAGAUCUCGUGAUUCCCCCUCUGAAAUGAUGCAUAGCUUUAUUUUCAUAGGGUAUUCUUGAAAUAUAUUAACUUUACUGUUGAUGAUGUAAAAGAUGAACAGGUGUUUUACAUCUGUUGUUAAUCUGUACCUGUAUUGCUUUUUUGAAAGAUUUGCCUUAGUGCCUUCAAAGAAUAAAAAUCAUUCCUGGA
Messenger RNA from Platichthys flesus (European flounder), 2236 nucleotides. It is a transcript of the gene plin3, whose product is annotated as perilipin 3. The record is from RefSeq and is a predicted model, not a curated record. Gene Ontology annotation, biological process: lipid storage; positive regulation of triglyceride storage. Lineage: Eukaryota; Metazoa; Chordata; Actinopteri; Pleuronectiformes; Pleuronectidae. Gene Ontology annotation, cellular component: cytosol; lipid droplet. The transcript is spliced from 8 exons. Bases 181 to 1467 code for a protein of 428 amino acids.